Biomphalaria glabrata is the source of this 987-nucleotide messenger RNA. RefSeq lists its product as uncharacterized. Lineage: Eukaryota; Metazoa; Mollusca; Gastropoda; Planorbidae. The transcript is spliced from 7 exons. The record is from RefSeq and is a predicted model, not a curated record. The coding region runs from base 58 to 972 and encodes 304 amino acids.
UAUAAAACAACUUUUAAACAAGAACUCUACAAUUUUGGGCUAGAUAGCAACCAAAAAAUGGCUUCCAAUGACGCCAACUUAAAAAACAGCCGAUUUUUAACCGCGUCUGAAGUCACAGAAAUUUAUUAUCUUAGUAAAAAACAAGAAAUAUUGGCUAAAGACUUACUGGCCAAAAAACUUGGUAUUGCAACUGUUUAUGAUAAAAAUGAUACACAAAAACCACUUUUUAUCGACUAUAUUUUUGACAACAUAAAGUUUUCUGCAGAAAAAGGUUUUCCAUGGCAACAUAUUUCAAUUGUAGUAAAGUUUGCCCAUGAGUUCUUAAAGAGAAUUUUAGUUGAAAACCAUAAACUUGGUGAUGCUCUGUUGGACCUGAAGUCUCUCUCCCAUCUAUUAGAACCACUCAGUGAUCACCAUCAGAAGCAGUACUUAGACUUCAUAUAUGACACUGUGCUGACCCACUACAACCUUUACAAAUAUGUCUUCUCUACUCCGCGUGAAUUAAAUCAUCCAAAGAUCCACAGGCUUGUUAAAAUUCCUCCUAAGCCAUUUCCUCUUGGCUAUGCAAAAGAAAAAGCUGUGUAUGAAUAUGAUGAAAAAAUCAAAGCACUUGACAAGCUAGAGGCUCAAACUAUUAUGCAAUUAAAAGAGAAUCUUUUGAGUAAAGACACCUUCAGCUCACAUAAGACUGUCAGUCAAAUUGAUGGUGUUCCACUUCCAUACAGCAAAAUGUCACUAGAGGAACUUUUGAAAGAUGUAUUGUCUGGUGUCAUGGAAAUAAAAGGGAAUGAAUUUCUUUUUAAUGCAAAUGAGGCUGUUGAAGAGUUGUCUUUCAAAUUUGAAAAGGCCAUUGUUCCUCGACCUGUUGUUCUUGGCUCUCCUCCACGCUAUGAAUUAAAGAAUGACCCUCGGGCAACAACUUCCAGCAAAAGUAGAAAAUCCAUAAUGCUUAGUAAUUCAACUAACAAAUAAAUGGCACAAACAAAC